AUGUAUGCAGGCUACCACUGGCACAUUUAUGAAGGCUACCACUGGCACAUGUAUGCAGGCUACCACUGGCACAUGUAUGCAGGCUACCACUGGCACAUUUAUGCAGGCUACCACUGGCACAUUUAUGCAGGCUACCACUGGCACAUAUAUGCAGGCUACCACUGGCACAUUUACACAGGCUACCACUAUUACAUGUAUGCAGGCUUCCACUGGCACAUGUAUGCAGGCUACCACUGGCACAUUUACACAGGCCACCACUGGUACAUGUAUGCAGGCUACCACUGGUACAUGUAUGCAGGCUACCACUGGCACAUUUACACAGGCCACCACUGGUACAUGUAUGCAGGCUACCACUGGUACAUGUAUGCAGGCUACCACUGGCACAUUCACACAGGCCACCAUUGGUACAUACAUGCAGGCUACCACUGGCACAUGUAUUCAGGCUACCACAGGCACAUUUUUGCAGGUUACUACUGGCACAUGUAUGCAGGCUACCAAUGGCACAUGUAUGCAGGCUACCACUGGCACAUUUAUGCAGGCUACCACUGGCACAUGUAUGCAGGCUACCACUGGCACAUUUAUGCAGGCUACCACUGA
Molecule: messenger RNA, 597 nt
Organism: Dreissena polymorpha
Lineage: Eukaryota; Metazoa; Mollusca; Bivalvia; Myida; Dreissenidae
Product: prisilkin-39-like
Exons: 1
Coding region: 1-597 (198 amino acids)
Source: RefSeq, a predicted model, not a curated record